This is a messenger RNA of Argentina anserina (silverweed cinquefoil), 1404 nucleotides long. Its product is annotated as 3-ketoacyl-CoA synthase 19-like. The transcript has a single exon. The record is from RefSeq and is a predicted model, not a curated record. NCBI's taxonomy places the organism in Eukaryota, Viridiplantae, Streptophyta, Magnoliopsida, Rosales, Rosaceae. Gene Ontology annotation, cellular component: membrane. Bases 1 to 1404 code for a protein of 467 amino acids. Gene Ontology annotation, biological process: fatty acid biosynthetic process. Gene Ontology annotation, molecular function: acyltransferase activity, transferring groups other than amino-acyl groups.
AUGGAGUUGCUCUUGACAAUGUGUCUAGCCUCUCUGUUCUUUGGCUUUUGCUGUCUCUUUAAGUCAUUUAUCCAAAGGAGAGACCAAUCCUGCUAUCUACUGGCCUAUGAGUGCUACAAACCCACAGAGGAAACAAAGCUCCAAACCGACUCAUGUGCGAAAAUCGUCAUGCGAAACAAGAAUCUGGGGCUGGAAGAAUUCAGGUUUCUGUUGAAAACCAUUGUCAAUUCCGGCAUUGGUGAGGAAACUUCCUGCCCACGGAACAUCCUCCAAGGCCGGGAAGACAAGCCAACCCUAGCAGAUUCACUAUCUGAGAUGGAUGAAAUCAUCUUCAACACACUUGACAAGCUUUUUGCCAGGUACGUUACAAUCUCACCAUCACAAAUUGACAUUCUCGUGGUCAAUGUCUCCAUGUUCUCCCCUUCACCCUCACUAACAUCUAGAAUAGUGAACCGUUACAAUAUGAGGGAGGACAUCAAGACAUUCAAUCUUUCUGGAAUGGGCUGCAGCGCAAGCCUGGUGGCUGUUGAUGUUGUCCAGGGCUUGUUCAAGUCCUACAAAGACUCAUACGCCCUUGUUGUGAGCACGGAGUCCAUGGCUCCUAAUUGGUAUUGCGGCAAAGAAAAAUCGAUGAUGCUCACCAACUGUUUGUUUCGGUCAGGAGGCUGUUCGAUGCUGUUCACUAACAGAAGAUACCUUAAGCACCAAGCUAUGCUGAAAUUGAACACUUUGGUAAGAACACAUAUCGGAUCAAAUGAUGAUGCUUACAACUGUUGCAUACAGCUAGAAGACGAUAGUGGUUACCCAGGUUUUCGGCUUACCAAAAACCUCACUAGAGCAGCAGCUCUUGCUCUCACAAUGAACCUACAAGUCCUAGUGCCAAAAGUACUUCCAUUAAGGGAAAUACUCCGGUACCUGGUGGAGUCAAGGCUGCGGAAGAAAAGGGGUACCAAGAGUCAGAAGCUAGAAGCAGUGGGAGUUGGUUUGAAUAUGAAGGCUGGAAUAGAGCACUUUUGUAUCCACCCUGGUGGAAGAGCAAUUAUAGAUGGGAUUGGCAAGAGCUUAGCAUUAAACGAGUAUGAUCUUGAGCCUUCUAGGAUGGCGCUUUUCCGAUUCGGUAAUACAUCAGCUGCCGGGUUUUGGUAUGCUUUAGGAUACAUGGAAGCCAAAAAGAGGCUUAAGAAGGGUGAUCGGAUUCUUAUGAGUGGAUUUGGAGCAGGUUUUAAGUGCAACAAUAUUGUUUGGGAAGUACUGAGGGACUUGGAUGAUGCCAAUGUUUGGGAAAGGUGCAUAGAUAGUUAUCCUCCAGAAAGUAUAGCCAAUCCUUUCAUGGAGAAAUUCAGUUGGCUAAAUGAUGAAUAUCUCAACUUUGUUAGGAUUGAUUUCAGCACAUUAUUCGCUUAA